Messenger RNA from Aspergillus welwitschiae, 951 nucleotides. Its product is annotated as SBDS family protein. The record is from RefSeq and is a predicted model, not a curated record. Lineage: Eukaryota; Fungi; Ascomycota; Eurotiomycetes; Eurotiales; Aspergillaceae. Bases 364 to 705 code for a protein of 113 amino acids. The transcript has 3 exons.
CCCGCCUCGAUGUAUUUAAAGGCCUGUGUUAUUCGAGAGAAGGAGGAAUCAAAUUAAAUCCCAUCAACUCAAUUAUCAAACGAACUCUCUACUAGCUAUUGAAAUACCCUUUGCACAACUUUCCUCACUUCAAUUGCUCUUCCUGCCACUGUUUGCCCGCCUUUGUCUUCCGUUAGCAUCGUGGUGACGUCAUCUGCCCUCACCUCACACGACACUCUUCAACUCACUUCAUCUCAACUUUCCCUCUUCUCCAUCCUCCUAGUCAUUCGACAGAUCAUCGUCUCUAGCAGCUUCAUUGAAAGAAACUAGAUCGUUCUUCCACCUUUGUCUCAAAACAACUACAAACCACUACAUACUACCAAGAUGCCUCGCCACAACGACCCCACCUCCAAGAUGUUCUACAAGGGAGCAUCCGACGACUUCAUCGUCUUCGUCGAUGACCACGACGCCCUGAACAGAUGGCGUGGUGACCGCUCAGUCCCUCUGGCGGAUGUUCUCAACGGCUGGAAGAUCUUUGUUACUCACAAGCAUGGAGCCCAAGGCGUCCUUGACGGAGCUAGCAAGGCUAGUCUUGAGAAUGAAUUCGGAACUGCCAAUGAAGACGACGUUAUAACCCAGAUCUUGGAGCGCGGCGAGUACCAGUCUACUAUUGCUCGCGAACAACAAGGUGAUACCAACUUCCGUAAUGGACCUGCUUUCCGAUAGAUUCGUGCAUGUUAUUACGCCCUUGCUGGCUGGCUGGCUGGCCUUUUCCCCCCUUGAUCCCUUGAUGGGUGGCGUGAUGUGCAGAGGGGCAAGGAUCGAUAGUAGCAUGAUAUCGACUGAUCGAGCACAUGAUUAUGCUUUUACUAGCGGAUGAACAUGAUGCAGUGUAACUUUACCUUUCCUAGCUAUCUCCCUAGGAAAAGAGGGUAAUUGAUAAAUGAAAUAAAUGAAACGUAUAUGGUUAAA